GAUCCAUUUCUGCAUGUUUCAUAUAAUUUGAGAAUUAGAGAGAAGUUUUCUGUUAUCUUUACCUGUAAAAUUCGAGGUAUUCCUUGCUAUAAUGUCGACAGAUCAGCUGCUACUAUGUUAUAAUAAGGGUUGUGGAAAAAAAUACAAAGAGGACGAAAAUGGAGAAGAUGUAUGUUUACAUCAUCCUGGUUGUCCAGUAUUUCAUGAUGCUCUGAAGGGCUGGUCCUGUUGCAAGAAAAGAGUUACAGACUUUACAGAAUUCUUAAACAUCAAGGGUUGCACUAAAUCAUGCCAUACUAAUGUGAAACCUCCUGAACCAGAAAAACCCAAUACAGAUGACAAGGCUCUCGGACUUGAUGAGGUGAUAAAAGUUAAACCACCUAAACGAAAACCAAUACCAACUGAACCUGUAGAAAGACCAAGUGAUGACCUUCCUAAGAUAAAACUUAAAAUGACAGUAGCAGAUUCUUUGAAGAAAGCCCUGGUAAAACUUAAAGACCAAGAAAAGGACAAACCUGGAGUUUGCGAGGGUAGUGAAACUGAUGGUGGAAUUAAACCUGGAACAACCUGCAAGAACAGUGGAUGUAUCACUUCAUAUGUAGAUGAGAGUACAAAUGAUGAUAAGUGUUGGCAUCAUUAUGGAGUACCAGUGUUUCAUGAAGGGUAUAAAUUUUGGUCUUGUUGUCGGAAACGAACAACAGACUUUGAUGAGUUCUUGAAACAGGAAGGAUGCGCGUCGGGGUCUCACAGAUGGGAACUAACGGAAGAGGAAAAGGCAAAAAGAGUUGUUUGCCGGUAUGACUGGUUCAAGAUGGGAAACUUUAUCGUCAUUUCAGUAUUUGCUAAGCUGAGUGAUCCUCAACAAACUUUUGUAGAAGCAAAUAAAACAAUUGUGAAAGCCCAUGUGGUGUUUGGGGGCUCAAAUGUAUUUGAACUUCAGCUCAAUCUUCAUGGGGUGAUUAUUCCAGAACAAAGUUCAGUGAUGUUAUCCCAGACCAAGGUGGAGAUAAAACUACGAAAAGAAGACAUCGGAAGGUGGCCUUCUCUGGAACUAAAGAAACCAACUGAAGAAAACCCAGUGAAAGUGGAAGAGUCAAAAUAAAUUCAAUUUUUAAAAUGAGAAACGUACAUAACAAAUAACAGUCAGAAACAUCAAACACGAUAUGUAUCACAGAAGUUUUCUUGUGCAUGGCAAUUUUCUUGUAGUUUUGGAAUACUCUGUGGUUAUUAUUUAAUCUUCUUUCUGCUUGCCUUGGAUAAAAGAAAAAGAAAAACAGAGGGAAUAAACACUGCAGUGCAAUGGUCAUUUGGUUAUUUCCCUACCGAUUUUCUUCGGCAAGACACGACGCGAGCUAUUGACCCUUUUUUUUAAAUGAGCUUAGGAAUUAGCAAAAAUGGUGUGAAGAAAACAAUUUUACAAAUACAGAAAUACUGUCUUAUCUGUUGACAAUAAGGUAAUAAAGAAAUUGGAACUGAU
This is a messenger RNA of Stylophora pistillata, 1477 nucleotides long. RefSeq names its product cysteine and histidine-rich domain-containing protein 1. Lineage: Eukaryota; Metazoa; Cnidaria; Anthozoa; Scleractinia; Pocilloporidae. The record is from RefSeq and is a predicted model, not a curated record.